GUGACGACGACAUACGCCGUUUUCCAUAUAAAGCUAAUCUCUCUCCCUCGGUGUUAUCAAUCCUUAAAGGAUAGUGUUUCUGAUCAAUUUCCUCUGCAAUCAUGGAUCCUUACAAGUAUCGUCCCUCGAGCGCUCAUUCUUCUCCUUUCUUCACCACAAAUUCGGGUGCUCCUGUGUGGAACAACAACUCCUCCCUGACUGUUGGAACAAGAGGCCCGAUUCUUCUUGAGGAUUACCAUUUGCUCGAGAAACUCGCAAACUUUGACAGAGAGCGGAUUCCCGAGAGAGUAGUCCAUGCAAGGGGAGCCAGUGCAAAGGGUUUCUUUGAGGUCACUCAUGACAUCACACACCUUACAUGUGCUGAUUUUCUCCGGGCCCCUGGCGUUCAGACCCCUGUCAUUGUCCGUUUCUCUACCGUUAUUCAUGAGCGUGCCAGUCCCGAGACCCUGAGAGAUCCUCGUGGUUUCGCUGUGAAGUUUUACACCAGAGAGGGUAACUUUGAUCUCGUCGGAAAUAAUUUCCCUGUCUUCUUUAUCCGUGAUGGAAUGAAAUUUCCUGACAUGGUCCAUGCCCUGAAACCGAAUCCCAAAUCGCACAUUCAGGAGAAUUGGAGGAUCCUUGACUUCUUCUCCCACCACCCGGAGAGUCUGCACAUGUUCUCGUUCCUCUUCGAUGAUCUAGGCGUACCACAGGACUACAGGCACAUGGAAGGUUCGGGGGUCAACACCUACAUGCUGAUAAACAAGGCUGGGAAAGCUCACUACGUGAAAUUCCAUUGGAAACCGACUUGCGGGGUUAAAUGUCUGUUGGAAGAAGAGGCUAUUAGGGUUGGAGGAUCCAACCACAGCCAUGCAACUCAAGACCUAUAUGACUCGAUCGCUGCAGGGAACUAUCCCGAGUGGAAACUCUUCAUUCAAAUCAUGGAUCCAGUCGAUGAGGACAAGUUUGAUUUCGACCCGCUUGAUGUCACCAAGACCUGGCCCGAGGAUAUCUUGCCUCUGCAACCCGUUGGCCGUUUGGUCUUGAACAAAAACAUCGAUAACUUUUUUGCGGAGAACGAGCAGGUUGCUUUCUGCCCUGCUCUUGUGGUUCCCGGCGUCUACUACUCGGAUGACAAGCUGCUUCAGACAAGGAUCUUCUCAUAUGCUGACACUCAGAGACACCGUCUUGGACCGAAUUAUCUGCAGCUUCCGGUUAAUGCUCCAAAAUGUGUUCACCACAACAAUCACCAUGACGGUUUUAUGAACUUCAUGCACCGGGAUGAAGAGGUCAAUUACUUCCCAUCAAGGUUUGAUCCUGUUCGCCAUGCCGAGAGAUUCCCAAGUCCUCCUGCCAUCUGCUCUGGAAGACGUGAGAAGUGCAUCAUUGAGAAGGAGAACAACUUCAAACAGCCUGGCGAGAGGUAUCGGUCCUGGGCUCCGGACAGGCAAGAACGGUUUUUGAAGAGAUGGGUGGAAGCCCUUUCGGACAAGCGAUGCACACAUGAGAUCCGCAGCAUCUGGAUCUCUUACUGGUCUCAGGCGGACAAAUCUCUGGGGCAGAAACUAGCGAGUCGUCUCAACGUGAGGCCAAGCUUCUGAUUCGGCCGUACAGGCAAACUCCAAACUGUGUCCGGUUGGUUGGUUUUUUCUCUCGUUUUCUCCUAAACCGAUGCUCUUAUGCCGUGGUUUCUGCCUCUGUCUUUUUAGAGGAAAUACUAAAUAGUAAUUUUAAAAAAAAAAGGUGUAAGCCAAGUCUUGUGUUCCUAUCUGAUACUCGUGUGUUUUAAGGCAACAAUAAAAGCUAUGAGCUUGACAGAUGUGUGUCUGGUACUUGUGGAAUUGGAGCUCUUUGCAAACUAUAUAAAAAAAAACUCGGAUUUUACAGCA
Tarenaya hassleriana is the source of this 1868-nucleotide messenger RNA. Its product is annotated as catalase-2-like. The transcript has 8 exons. Gene Ontology annotation, molecular function: catalase activity; heme binding. Gene Ontology annotation, cellular component: cytoplasm; peroxisome; plasma membrane. Gene Ontology annotation, biological process: response to hydrogen peroxide; hydrogen peroxide catabolic process. Lineage: Eukaryota; Viridiplantae; Streptophyta; Magnoliopsida; Brassicales; Cleomaceae. The record is from RefSeq and is a predicted model, not a curated record. Bases 102 to 1580 code for a protein of 492 amino acids.